GUCCUGUCCUUAAAUGAUUGCAGCAGAUGCUCAGAGUGAUUCUCGAAGAUAGAGAGAUAGAGAGACACUCGCACAGGCUGAACUCCAGAUAGCGACAAAUACAACCUUGACUUCCUCGCCUAUUUCCCCACUCUCCACUCGAUCUUCACUGACUCCAGACCUACUGGCUACCGACGACACGAUGGGAAAGGGGUUCGGCCGGGAGUACACUCCGACAGAUACAUCGGACAAUGGGAAGAAGAAGAAAGUGCGAAAAGACAUGGAUGAAUUGAAGAAAGAGGUGACCAUGGAAGACCAUAAGUUGAGUUUGGACGAGCUGAGUCGUAAAUAUGGGACUGACCUGACGCGGGGCCUUACAUCUUCCCGAGCAGCAGAAAUUUUGGCGAUGGAAGGCCCCAAUGCCCUGACCCCUCCUCCAAACCCAGAAUGGGUUAAAUUCUGCCGCCAGCUGUUUGGUGGAUUCUCCAUCCUGCUGUGGAUCGGAGCCUUGCUGUGUUUCCUGGCGUACAGCAUCCAGGCGGUGAUGGAGGAAGAGCCGGCCAACGAUAAUUUAUACCUGGGCAUUGUGCUGGCCGCGGUGGUGAUGAUCACUGGCUGCUUCUCCUACUACCAGGAGUCAAAGAGUUCCCGCAUCAUGGAUUCCUUCAAGAGCAUGGUCCCUCAGCAAGCGCUGGUGAUCCGGGAAGGGGAGCGGAUCCAGAUUAAUGCUGAGCAUGUGGUCACCGGGGAUCUGGUGGAGGUGAAGGGAGGUGAUCGGAUCCCAGCAGAUCUCCGUAUCAUCUCUUCACAUGGCUGCAAGGUUGAUAAUUCCUCCCUCACUGGAGAGUCCGAACCCCAAACACGAUCUCCAGAAUUUACCAACGACAAUCCUCUGGAAACUCGAAAUAUUGCAUUUUUUUCAACAAACUGUGUGGAAGGGACGGCACGUGGCCUGGUGAUCUUCACUGGGGACAGGACAGUGAUGGGCCGAAUAGCCACACUGGCGUCGGGGCUGGAGGUGGGCCAGACCCCGAUCUCGCUGGAGAUUGAGCAUUUCAUCCACAUCAUCACCGGGGUGGCUGUGUUCCUUGGUGUCUCCUUCUUCGUUCUGUCACUGAUUCUCGGCUACACCUGGCUCGAGGCAGUCAUCUUCCUAAUUGGCAUCAUCGUGGCCAACGUACCCGAGGGGCUGCUGGCCACUGUCACGGUCUGCCUGACGCUGACUGCCAAACGUAUGGCCCGCAAGAACUGCCUGGUGAAGAACCUGGAAGCAGUGGAGACGCUGGGCUCCACUUCCACCAUCUGCUCGGACAAGACGGGCACGCUGACCCAGAACCGCAUGACUGUCGCACACAUGUGGUUCGACAACCAGAUCCACGAGGCUGACACCACCGAGGACCAGUCCGGCACUGCCUUCGAUAAGGCGUCUCCAACCUGGGCCGCUCUGUCCCGGAUUGCCGCUCUCUGUAACAGGGCCGUGUUCCGACCUGGACAGGAAAAUGUCUCCAUCUCCAAGAGGGAGACAGCCGGAGAUGCCUCUGAGUCGGCUCUGCUGAAGUGCAUCGAGUUGUCAUGUGGCCCUGUGAAAGAGAUGAGGGAGAAAAACCCCAAAGUGACCGAGAUCCCUUUCAACUCAACCAACAAAUACCAGCUCUCUGUGCACCUCCUGGGCUCGACUGAGGACAGGUCUCACCUCCUGGUGAUGAAGGGAGCUCCUGAGAGGAUCCUCGAUCGCUGCUCAUCCAUCCUCCUCCACGGGAAGGAGUGUCCCCUCGACAGUGAGAUGAAGGAUGCCUUCCAGAAUGCCUACCUGGAGCUCGGAGGCCUCGGGGAGCGGGUGCUGGGGUUCUGCCAUAAGACCCUCCCCGUGGAACAGUUCCCACCCGGAUACUGCUUCGACACAGAUGAGGUGAACUUCCCAACAGAGAGACUCUGCUUCGUCGGCCUCAUGUCCAUGAUCGACCCUCCCCGGGCAGCUGUACCUGACGCUGUGGGCAAGUGUCGCAGUGCAGGCAUCAAGGUCAUCAUGGUAACAGGAGACCAUCCAAUCACUGCCAAGGCCAUAGCCAAAGGAGUGGGCAUCAUCUCCGAGGGCAAUGAGACCAUAGAGGACAUUGCACAGAGACUCAACAUCCCCAUCGCACAGGUCAAUCCCAGGGACGCCAAGGCAUGUGUGAUCCACGGCACUGACCUGAAAGACAUGACCCAGGAGGAGCUCGACCAGAUCCUGGCCAACCACACAGAGAUCGUCUUCGCUCGCACGUCCCCACAGCAGAAACUGAUCAUUGUGGAGGGCUGUCAGAGGCAGGGAGCCAUCGUGGCCGUCACGGGAGAUGGGGUGAAUGACUCGCCAGCCCUGAAGAAAGCUGACAUUGGCGUCGCCAUGGGCAUCUCCGGCUCCGAUGUCUCCAAGCAGGCAGCCGACAUGAUCCUAUUGGACGACAACUUUGCAUCGAUUGUGACAGGUGUGGAAGAAGGGCGCCUGAUAUUCGACAACUUGAAGAAAUCCAUCGCCUACACCCUGACCAGCAACAUCCCAGAGAUCACUCCGUUCCUCCUGUUCAUCGUGGCAAACAUUCCUCUGCCCCUGGGCACUGUCACUAUUCUCUGCAUUGACCUGGGCACAGAUAUGGUCCCUGCAAUCUCAUUGGCUUACGAAGCAGCGGAGAGCGACAUCAUGAAACGCCAACCACGCAACCCAAAAACAGACAAACUGGUGAAUGAGAAACUGAUCAGCAUGGCAUACGGCCAGAUCGGGAUGAUCCAAGCCUUGGGGGGAUUCUUCACCUACUUUGUCAUUCUGGCUGAGAACGGUUUCCUCCCCUCGAGGCUCCUCAACAUUCGCCUGGACUGGGAUGAUCGCUCAAAGAAUGACCUGGAGGACAGCUACGGGCAGGAGUGGACCUACGAACAACGCAAGAUUGUUGAGUUCACAUGCCACACAGCCUUCUUUGCGAGUAUUGUGGUGGUCCAGUGGGCUGACCUCCUGAUUUGUAAGACUCGGCGUAACUCCAUCUUCCAGCAAGGGAUGAAAAACAAGAUCCUGAUUUUUGGACUCUUUGAAGAGACCGCCUUAGCAGCUUUCCUCUCCUACUGCCCAGGAAUGGAUGUGGCACUGCGCAUGUACCCACUGAAGCUUCCCUGGUGGUUCUGCGCCUUUCCCUACAGCCUCUUGAUCUUCAUCUAUGACGAAGUUCGGAAAUUCAUCCUUCGCCGACGGCCUGGAGGUUGGGUCGAACAGGAGACCUAUUACUGAGGCACUGAGCAUUCCCUCGGACAACUCUCCUCCUUCCAUCAGCUCUCACAGCAAGAGGAUACCAGACACCAGCUUAGGGUGGUAUCCCUUCCACCCAUUCCCUUCUUUUCCCCUCCAUCUUCACUCCCAUUUCCUCCUCCUACCUUUCCCAUUGAGCUAAUCAAAUGCAUCAAGUCUGCCUUUGCUGUACUGAUUUAAAUUAAAAAU
Molecule: messenger RNA, 3442 nt
Organism: Stegostoma tigrinum
Lineage: Eukaryota; Metazoa; Chordata; Chondrichthyes; Orectolobiformes; Stegostomatidae
Product: sodium/potassium-transporting ATPase subunit alpha-2
Biological process (GO): intracellular potassium ion homeostasis; intracellular sodium ion homeostasis; potassium ion import across plasma membrane
Cellular component (GO): membrane
Molecular function (GO): ATP hydrolysis activity; P-type sodium:potassium-exchanging transporter activity; ATP binding
Source: RefSeq, a predicted model, not a curated record